AGAUGAAACACUAGUAUUUCAGUGUUGAGGACCGAAUCCUAUUUUCCAUCUUUGAGUAAUAUUUUACCUAUUAAAACCUUAAAAACAUUCAACAAAUAACCGUUAAGUUUUUAACAGAAUAUUAAGUUAUUCAUCAGAUACUCUCUUAACGAUUUAAAGAAGUGUACAAGAUAUGGAAAACAUAAAUGAAGAUAUUCUGAAGUUAAAAGGUGAAGCACCUCAUUUGGAAAUAAAAAACGAUCUAAUAAGAAAUAUGACAUCAGACAAUUUGUAUCAUUUGGCUUUAUCUACUAGAACUCAUAAUUUCAAGGAAAUGUUUCAGGAUAUAAAAUUUGUAUGUGUUGGAGGAUCUUCCAAACGAAUGGAAAAAUUUGCACAAUUUAUUGCAUCGGAAUUGGGUAUUAAAACACCAUGCAUUAAUUUAGCAAGCGAAACAGAUCGAUACGCCCUUUUUAAAGCAGGACCUGUUUUGAUAGCUAGUCAUGGUAUCGGAACACCAUCAAUUUCGAUAGUAAUGCACGAAAUUUUAAAAUUGCUGUAUCAUGCACGCUGUCAAGACAAGGUGACUUUUUUUCGUUUAGGGACUUGUGGUGGGUUAGGCUUGAAACCUGGAACUGUGGUUAUUUCUGACACUGCUGUUGAUGGGUUGUUUAGAGAGAAAUAUGAAGCUCGGCUGGAUGGAGCAUUUUGCGGAUAUACUCAAGAUCAGAAAAUGGCAUUUUUAAUUGAAGCUUAUAAGAAAGGUGUAAGAAAUAUUGAAAUGGAGUCAUUAUGUUUCUUAGCUAUGUGUCAUCAAGCUAAUGUGAAAGGCGCCGUAAUUUGUGUAACUCUACUAGAUAGAUUGAAAAGCGAUCAAAUUUCUGAAACGAAAACUACACUUAAAGAAUGGGAAGAAAGGCCAGCAAAGAUAGCUCUUCGCUAUAUAAAAUCUGAACUCUCAAAGAACUGA
Messenger RNA from Dimorphilus gyrociliatus, 949 nucleotides. The record is from the annotation of a GenBank genome assembly. NCBI's taxonomy places the organism in Eukaryota, Metazoa, Annelida, Polychaeta, Dinophilidae.